Molecule: messenger RNA, 462 nt
Organism: Ogataea parapolymorpha DL-1
Lineage: Eukaryota; Fungi; Ascomycota; Pichiomycetes; Pichiales; Pichiaceae
Product: Mitochondrial import inner membrane translocase subunit TIM14
Exons: 1
Coding region: 1-462 (153 amino acids)
Biological process (GO): protein import into mitochondrial matrix
Cellular component (GO): PAM complex, Tim23 associated import motor
Molecular function (GO): ATPase activator activity
Source: RefSeq, a predicted model, not a curated record
AUGUCUAACAUACAAAACAUCAGUAUACCCUCGCUUCCGGUCCCGGGCGAAGAGUCUGAUAGCCACAAUAUGCCAUCUCAGAUCAGCCUCCAGCCUCCAAAACGGUCUGUUUCGACGACAGAACAGUAUUUUAAUGCCGCCUCCGAAUACAUGUCUGAGCACCCCGUGAUAACUGGUAUUGGUGCGUUCGCAGCCGCGUACGUUGCCGCGGGAAUGUACAAGAAGUUCAGCUCUUCAGGAGGGUCCAAGUUUUACAAAGGAGGCUUUGAUCCAAAGAUGAACGCCAAGGAAGCCUUAAGGAUACUGGAUCUUAAGGAAAGCACGCUAACGAAGGCCAAAUUGAAAGAAAACCACCGAAGAAUUAUGUUAUUGAAUCACCCGGAUAAAGGAGGGUCGCCAUUCCUGGCCACAAAAAUCAACGAGGCUAAGGAUUUCCUCGAGAAGAGAGGCAUUAACAAAUAA